Messenger RNA from Caenorhabditis remanei, 600 nucleotides. RefSeq lists its product as uncharacterized. Bases 1 to 600 code for a protein of 199 amino acids. Lineage: Eukaryota; Metazoa; Nematoda; Chromadorea; Rhabditida; Rhabditidae. The record is from RefSeq and is a predicted model, not a curated record. The transcript has a single exon.
AUGGCUAUAAGAAAUGGUUUUGACAAUGAAUUCAAUACGUGUUACGUGACCUUCCCGAGGAAAUGCUCAACAACUCUCGUCGACUACUUGCGUGCCCUGACCUCUGAUUGUGCCGACCCCAAGAUAACGAUCGCCCUCGAUUCGCUGCAUAUAAGGAAACGGAAUCGUCAGUUCAACCACUCUUUCUUCGACUCUACUCUCCACUCUCGUGCUCUUGCUCUCUCGGACAACCUUUCCACUGCCGGAGCUCUACCAAUCGGGAUAUCAACCGCGUCUCCGACAACUACUCCACCUAUGCUCCGGCUCCCGAAGAACUCGAGACACCUAAAGUAUCCUCCUGACCCUUUAACACUAUUGAAUAAAUCCGUCACACCUCUCCUCUAUUGUUAUUCUCGCAUUCUAAGUCUGACGGGGUUCACCUUCCCUCUAACGUCAGCACAAGUUCAAUGGGUGGUUAUCUGUUAUUCGGAUCAAUCAAGUACCCCGCGCAACGGUACUCUCUGUGACUUUUCAAAUGAUCCACGAGAGGUCAAUCUUGAUAGAACAGAGAACAACAGAUUCAAAGUCUUGUUUGACUUUGAAAAAAUAUAUCAGAGAUGA